CUUUGCUCUCCAUCGUCCUCCACUGAUCUCAUCUCACCUUCCUUUCUUCCUUCCUUCCUUCGACCGAUGGGCGCAGGGGCGGCGGGGCUGGACGUGGCCGCCAGCCGGAGGCGGGCGCUGGCGGCCAAGACCAGAGGGGGCAGGCCGCGGCAAGCGAGGAGGCGCGCGCAGCCGCAGCCGCAGCCGCCGACGGCGCUGCAGCGGCUCUUCCGGGCCUGCCGCGCCGUCUUCAAGGGCCCCGGCACCGUGCCCGCGCCACACGAGGUCGCCCUGCUCCGCGCCAUGCUCGACAGAAUGAGGCCAGAGGACGUCGGCCUGAGCCCAGCCAUGAGGUUCUUCCGGACUAGGGAUAAUGCGGCGGCCCAAGUGAACCCAACCAUCAGACACACCACCAUAUACAAAUCUGACAAUUUCUCGAUGGUCAUCUUGUUCCUGCCGCAAAACGCGGUCAUCCCUCUACACAACCACCCCGGGAUGACGGUGUUCAGCAAGCCGCUCAUCGGAUCGAUGCAUAUAAAGUCGUAUGACUGGGCUGAUCCCGAUGAUCCAGCCGCCUCAUCGCCCGACGAUCAACUGAGGUUGGCAGAGCUGGUUGUGGAUGAUCUCUUCACCGCGCCGUGCGACACGUCCGUCCUCUACCCGACGGCGGGAGGCAACAUGCACCGUUUCACGGCCAUCGCUCCAUGCGCUAUCCUCGACAUCCUUGGUCCCCCUUACUCCAUCGAAGAGGACCGAGAUUGCACCUACUACGCGGAUGUUCCCUACUCCUCCCAGCAUCCCGUGACCUGCAAUGAACAAGAAGGGCGACGCCUCGCGUGGCUGAAAGAGGUCGAGAUGCCGAGGGAUCUGAAGAUGUGCAGCGUCUGGUACGGCGGCCCGCCGAUCUCCGACAGGUGAUUGAGCACCCGGCGGCGCCGUUCUUUCCAGCCCUUCACGAUGAUGAACAACUCAAGCAACCCAAACCCCAACUCAAACAAGAUGAUGUCAAAAUCGUUUGCCGUGUGAAUAUAGCAGCAAAGCUAGCUAUUUCAGCCGUGAGCUUAGGUUUUAGUCUGUGCAUGAUGUCUCAGUGAGUGAUGGCAGUUUAUCAUGUAAGAGUGCUUACCUGCAUGCUUUUGCAGCAGCUGUGUGUGUGGACCUUGUCCAGAUCCUUUGUUGAUCUUUGUCAAUGCAUAGAUCAUCCAUAGAUU
Molecule: messenger RNA, 1190 nt
Organism: Triticum urartu
Lineage: Eukaryota; Viridiplantae; Streptophyta; Magnoliopsida; Poales; Poaceae
Product: plant cysteine oxidase 1-like
Molecular function (GO): oxidoreductase activity, acting on single donors with incorporation of molecular oxygen, incorporation of two atoms of oxygen
Source: RefSeq, a predicted model, not a curated record